This is a messenger RNA of Diorhabda carinulata, 1141 nucleotides long. RefSeq names its product cuticle protein-like. Bases 32 to 1141 code for a protein of 369 amino acids. The transcript has 6 exons. Gene Ontology annotation, cellular component: extracellular matrix. NCBI's taxonomy places the organism in Eukaryota, Metazoa, Arthropoda, Insecta, Coleoptera, Chrysomelidae. The record is from RefSeq and is a predicted model, not a curated record.
GUAUCUAAAAGUUGUGCUGAGGAAAUCGAAAAUGUUUGCAAAAAUCGCAGUUUUAGCUCUGCUAUGCGGAAUGUCUUCCUCAGGUCAUCUCGAUAUAUCCCCUUAUCAUGGAGCUGCUCCCUACGACAAAGUAAUAGGGAUCUAUGAUCAUCCCUAUGGGGGUAACAUUUACGGCAAUGGAUACGAAAAAGAUUAUGAUCAUUAUCAUUAUCCGAAAUAUGAAUAUUCUUAUGGUGUUCACGAUCCUCAUACUGGUGAUCAGAAGUCUCAACACGAAGAACGCGAUGGUGAUGUCGUGAAAGGGUACUACACCGUUGCAGAUCCGGAUGGUACUCUACGUACAGUUCAUUAUACUGCUGACGAUCAUAAUGGUUUUAACGCCGUUGUACAAAAAGACGGUCAUCAAAUACAUCCACAAAUUUACGGCAAAGUAAUAGCGGAACCUGUUGUUGAAAAAGUAUUAGUUGAACCUAUUUACGAAAAAGUUUUGUACGACCAACCACUUUAUGAGAAAGCUUAUAAAAAACCCUUUUAUGGUUAUGAGAAUGGUCCUUUAGGAAAUAAAUAUGGCUCCAGUCGACAGGCGGUCUCUUACAUGUCUCCACUGGCGCAAGAUUAUUCAUGUAUUGAAAACAGAAACGGAUUGACUUACUUGGUCGGAGUAAAUGGUAAAUUAUAUUUUGAGCCUCCAUCUGAUAUGGAGAUUUUAACUUUGAUAGCUGUAGCUGCAGUAGCACAAGCUGGAGUUUUGAACUACAGUCACGGCCAAGCUAGUUCAUACUCUUCAGUUAAUUUGGAAACACCAAAGUUCCAUCAAGGAUAUGCAACUAAUCCAAUUGUUUCUCAUGGAUAUUCUACAAACAAAGAUGUAGAUUUUUACGCUCCUCCAAAAUACGAAUUCAACUACGGCGUUCAAGAUGCUCAAAGUGGAGAUCAUAAAAGUCAACAUGAAGUACGUGAUGGGGAUGUAGUUAAAGGUAGUUACACUGUAGCGGAAUCUGAUGGUACCAUCCGCACUGUCCACUACACCGCUGACGACCAUAAUGGAUUUAAUGCCGUGGUAGAAAAAUCAGGACAUCCAGUACAUGCAGCUCCAGCUUACGGAAAAACUAUAUUAGCUGGUCCUUCUUAUCACCAUUGA